Adineta steineri is the source of this 1281-nucleotide messenger RNA. The record is from the annotation of a GenBank genome assembly. NCBI's taxonomy places the organism in Eukaryota, Metazoa, Rotifera, Eurotatoria, Adinetida, Adinetidae.
AUGUUUCAUUUAUCAGCUGUUGGUCAACUUUCUCAACGAACUAUUGAUGUAUCUUUAUCACAAUUAAAUGUAACAGCUUAUAUUGAAACUCAACUUGUACCUUUCAAUGGAUUAGAUGAUAUAAUUCAAGCAACUAUGAAAGAAUUUCAUUUAAAAGCUUCAAAAUUAUUUGAUACAAUUCAAGUCAAUAGAAAAAAAUUAAAAACUCAUGUUGAAAAAGUUCAUGAAGACAUUAUUUCAAAACCUAAUGAAUACAAUGAUUAUAUUCGAACUACUGAGAAGUUGUGUGACCAAGCAACACAAACGAAUGGUGAUUUAGAGAAUAAACUAGCUAAUGUAUCCACUGAAGAAAAAAAAUGGAAAGAUAUUAAACGCAAAUUAGCAACAACAUCACAUAAAGGUGUGGUCAUACUCAAUGUUGGUGGUGAAAAAUAUACUACAAGUAUUGAUACAUUAACACGUGAGAAAGAUAGUUUCUUCACUGUUCUCUUCUCAGGACGAUGGGAACUUGAACGAAAUCCAAAUGAUAAUAGUAUCUUUAUUGAUCGUGAUGGAGAUUUAUUUAAACAUAUUCUAGCAUAUUUACGAACAGAUAAAAUACACAAUGAUGUUAUGACUAAUGAAUCACUUCGUCAACUUCUUCUUAUCGAAGCAGAAUACUUUUAUUUACAAAAUCUGAUUUAUAUAUUGACUGAACCUGACCGAAAACGUCAACAAAAGGAAGAGGAAGAGCUUUUGAUUAUUGAGAAAACUUUUCCGAAUGGAACAUUACUUCAACUAGAGCAUAAAGCAAAACUUUACGAAUUUUUUGGUAAAAGCAAUCAAAAAUGGGAACUAAUAUACAAAGCAACUCGUGAUGGAUUUCGUGCUAAUGCAUUUCACUCACGUUGUGACAAUAAAGGACCAACAAUAACUAUUAUUCAAUCAAACAAUAACUAUAUAUUUGGAGGUUAUACAAAUAUUUCAUGGACUUCAUCUCAAAAUCGCCAGAAUGAUAGCGAAGCAUUUUUAUUCACAUUAACAAAUCCUCACGAUAUUCCACCUACUAAAUAUACUAUCAAGUCUGAUCAUGCAGCAACUGCCAUUUAUAGUCAUUACCACUAUGGACCUACAUUCGGCAGUAGCCACGACAUUUAUAUAUCUCACAGAAGUAACAGCAGCAACUCUAACCAUUCUAGUUUUCCUAAUUCAUAUAAUGAUACAACGGGUAAAGGUAACAAUACGUUCACAGGAGCAAAGUACUUUACUACAUCUGAGAUUGAAGUAUUCAAAUUAGCUUAG